UGAAAACAACGAGAGAAAAAGUUCUCCCAUCUCCUCUGUAUUUUCGAGGUCAGCCGCAAAAUCCUUAAAAUGGAAGAAGAAUAUUAAACAUCUUCCACAACUAAAAGGCACUGCAACUUCUCGUGCGGGAGGACCUACAAUUGUGAGCUCCAAACAAAGGUUAAAGCAAGUUGUGCAGCUAUGGCACUUAAUGGAUUAUGGCAGCUGAAGAAACUGGUAGUAAGAUAUUGUGAUUGGGGAGGAAGCAGUCGUGGAAUGAGAGAGUUCAUUGAAUCUCAGCUACCCACAUUCAAGCAGCAAAAUCCUCAAUUGGAAGUUGUCCCAUUAUUGAAGCGGGGAAAGCAUCCGCAUUUGAGAGGAUAUUAUAGGGACAAAACCGUACGAAUAGACUGUGUCAAAAAUAUGGACCCUGAAGAUAUUUUAUUACGAGCGAUGAGAUUUCGAAAUGCCCUAGGAGCAGAAGUGAGGAAACUGAAAAAUCGGCACAUGACUAAAAAUAGGAGUGUUCAAGGAACUUGGACUACAGCUACCAAGAUCUAAAUCUUGUGAUUACAAGUACAUGCUCAGUUUGAAAUGCUCAAACCUAACUCUUAUGUUAAAGGUAGAGUUUAUAACUCAGAAAUCUUUGACAUUUUAUGCAAAACUAGCCCUGGAAAUCUGUGGCUUAAACAUUAUUUUCUCUCUUUUGAAUGCUAGUCAUGAGCAUGUAGUUUGAUCUGGGAAAUCUAACUGUGACUAAAUGGUGUUCAUUGGCUUCACAUGGUAUUAAAAUCUCAUUCUUUUGUUC
Cryptomeria japonica (Japanese cedar) is the source of this 787-nucleotide messenger RNA. RefSeq names its product large ribosomal subunit protein mL43. Gene Ontology annotation, molecular function: structural constituent of ribosome. The transcript is spliced from 4 exons. The record is from RefSeq and is a predicted model, not a curated record. Gene Ontology annotation, biological process: mitochondrial translation. The coding region runs from base 181 to 540 and encodes 119 amino acids. Gene Ontology annotation, cellular component: mitochondrial large ribosomal subunit. Lineage: Eukaryota; Viridiplantae; Streptophyta; Pinopsida; Cupressales; Cupressaceae.